GGCAAGCUGCCUGGCCCGGGACGCACCCCAGCCGGCUCGAGUGAGCUGCUGCCCCGGAAAUGACGCGCUGCCACGCUGGCCGUGCGGAAGUGGAGAUGGCGGAGCUGUAUGUGAAGCCCGGCAACAAGGAGCGCGGGUGGAACGACCCGCCGCAGUUCUCAUACGGGCUGCAGAUCCAGGCUGGCGGACCCAAGCGCACACCCCUCACCAAGAGAGUCGCCGCCCCCCAAGAUGGAUCCCCCAGAGUCCCCACUUCAGAGACUUCUCCUAGGCACCCACCACCUUUGAGUAAGGCUCCCAGGCCCCCAACUGUGGGGAGUUGUCCUGUUUCCAGUGUGGAACUCACAACUUUCCCAGUCAUCGACUCUGAGGCUCUAAUGGAGGAUGUGCUGAGACCUUUGGAACAAGCACUGGAGGAAUGCCGUGGCCACACGAUAAAACAGGUAUGUGAUGACAUCAGCCGACGCCUGGCACUGCUGCAGGAACAGUGGGGUGGAGGGAAGUUGUCAAUGCCUGUGAAGAAGAGGAUGGUUCUGCUGGUGCAAGAGCUCUCAAGCCACCAGUGGGAUGCAGCAGAUGACAUCCACCGCUCACUCAUGGUUGACCACGUGACUGAAGUCAGUCAGUGGAUGGUGGGAGUUAAAAGAUUAAUUGCGGAAAAGAAGAGUCUGUCUUCAGAGACAGAGGCCAGUGAAGAGAAAUCUGCAGCCACAGCUGAGGAGAACCAGACCAUACCAGGCUUCCCACAGACUCCAUAAUCCUGUGGGUUCCCAAGACUCAUCUCACAUCAUCUCCUAUGCAUUGGAAUGGAGGCCUUCUCUCACUCAGUUCCCUCUUACCACCAGGAAGAGUGUCUGUCCUAUUGGGCCUGACCCAUCUCUCUAGGAAGAGGUCCCACCUGGGCCACAGGAAGACAUCUGUUACCCAUAACAUAUGCACUUCAAUAAAAACAUCUCAGUGGUAGGCCCUGGGUAAGAGA
Galeopterus variegatus (Sunda flying lemur) is the source of this 979-nucleotide messenger RNA. It is a transcript of the gene SRA1, whose product is annotated as steroid receptor RNA activator 1. The transcript is spliced from 5 exons. Gene Ontology annotation, cellular component: nucleus. The record is from RefSeq and is a predicted model, not a curated record. Lineage: Eukaryota; Metazoa; Chordata; Mammalia; Dermoptera; Cynocephalidae. Gene Ontology annotation, biological process: regulation of transcription by RNA polymerase II. The coding region runs from base 60 to 758 and encodes 232 amino acids.